AUGGCGGUGUCUCCUGUCAGUAGGGUGUCCAACAUGCGAGCUAUUUCACGGCGAGUUUUCACAGGAGUGGGAGUGGGCAUUUUGCUGUUACUUGUAGGAGCGACAGCUUUAUUCAAGGAGAAGAUCAGCAGUCCUCCGUACGCUCAGGUUUUUGCAUCUAGGUCUUCUGCUGAUGUUACGCUCUUCUCUGGAGCCAAGAGCGAACUGAAGCAUACUUUUGACCUGAGUUUCGAUGGUGUGGCUGGUAAUCCUAAGGACUGUGCCAAAAAUAAUGAUGAUGUCUGCGUCCGUUGGGAGAAGUCAGGUCAGCUACUUAUUACCAAGGCACCUAAAGAGGGAAUGUGGACUGUGAGCAUAGAAGCAGAACAACCUUUCCACGUCUGCUUCCCGCUGGAAGGCCACCAACUCUACGGAGGAAUGGUUUUGGAUAAAUAUCCAGCCCAACGUGUCAAUUUCACACAGAUUCCAUUUUAUACCGGAGAUUAUAGCAGAGCCGGCAGAGUUCAGAGUGUUCUGGAAAGGUACUGGUACACCUCAGGUGGUUUGAACGUUAGGGUGGAUCCAGAGGUUCCUCUAUUUGUUAGUCAGGACGAAGCACAUCUUUGCCUCACAGCCAAAAAUGAAUUCCCCUAUUCAAAGGAAUCCCCCAUCAGCAUGAUUUAUACCACCUGCGGUAAUACUGCAAAUAUAAGAGAGGCCUUAAAAUGCUUCUUCCCAUCCUAUGACAAGCCUAUACCACCAACAAAAGUAAUCGCUGACCCCAUCUGGUCAACGUGGGUUGAAUAUGAAAGACCAAUUGACCAAAAGAAAUUCAUACAAUUCGAAAAAGACAUCGCCAGCCAUGGAUUCAACGCCAGUGUUAUUGAAUUAGACGAUGCUUGGGAAACAUGCUACGGAACUCAGAUAUUUGACUUGAAGAAAUUCCCAGACCCAAAAGCAAUGGUUGAUGAGAUCCAUGCUAAAGGACACCUUGUUACUUUGUGGGUUCAUCCUUUCCUCGGACCAGGAUGCCCUCCGAACAUGUAUGAAAAAUACAGCCAACACCUUAUGAAGUACCCCAAUGGUUCAGUGGGUAUAACAUCUUGGUGGAAUGGAGAAGGAGCUGCACUUUAUGAUUUCCUCAAUCCUCAAGCUACAGAAUGGUACACUAAAAGAUUACAGGGCAUUUUGGACAAUUACGGUUUCGAUGGCUUCAAAUUCGAUGCUGGUGAAGCAGCUUAUAUUCCAGGAAUGAGCAUGAAAGAGCAAGCAGUUACCCUACAUCGGCCAAACCAAUACACUACCAACUAUAUCGAAAUGACUUCUCAGUUUGGUACCCUAACAGAAGCGAGAGUUGGCUCAGAAUCUUUCCAAUACAAAAUCAUGCAGAGGCUUCAAGAUACCAAUUCCAUUUGGAGUUCAGAAAACUUGGGACUGCGCUCAGUUAUUAAAUCAGUUCUUCAGCUUUCCCUGUUGGGCUACGGAGCUAUCCUACCCGACAUGGUUGGAGGAAAUUGCUACAACGACAAGCCUUCCAAAGAGCUCUUCAUAAGAUGGAUACAAGUCAACACCUUCCUCCCUGUCAUUCAGUUCUCUCUCAGUCCGUGGUCUUUUGACAAUGAGACCGUACAAAUCACAAGAAAGUUCACUGCUUUGCACCAUGCUUAUACAGAACGAAUCUUAAAGGAAUUCAAAGACCCCCGUCAUCCAGUUAUCAAUCCCAUCUGGUGGAUUGAUCCCGAAGAUAAAAUCGCUCUCGUAACCAGCUCAGAGUUCCUGUUGGGAGAAGAUUUGUUGGUAGCCCCUGUUCUUGAGCAAGGUGCAACGACCAGAGAUAUUUACCUGCCUCGUGGUACAUGGAGGGACGAGAACACUGGAAAGGUGUAUACAGGCCCAACUACUCUCAGGAAAUACAAUGCUCCUUUGGAGGUCUUACCAUACUUCGAAAGGAUCAAAGCUUAA
Molecule: messenger RNA, 1941 nt
Organism: Nezara viridula (southern green stink bug)
Lineage: Eukaryota; Metazoa; Arthropoda; Insecta; Hemiptera; Pentatomidae
Source: the annotation of a GenBank genome assembly